CACCUCGAAUUUCUAAAAUUUGAUGUCAUCAAUCCUUCUUCAGUCUCCGCACGAGCAAAAACACAACAGAAACAGUUGAAGUCCAAUUCAAUCGAAAAACACAUUAAGAAGUCACUAACUCUCCUCGUUCUUACGCAAAACAACCUCAUGGGUUUGCCUGAAAUCGUAGAUGUUGCCCGUAACUUCGCUGUCUUGGUCAGAAUCCAAGGCCCCGACCCCAAAGGACUAAAGAUGCGAAAACAUGCUUUUCAUCAAUUUAAUUCUGGCAAUACAACACUUUCAGCUUCUGGGCUGUUAUUACCUGACACCCUUUAUGAUGCUGAAUUGGCUAACCGGAUUUUGGAGGCUAAAAGCCAGGGUCUUGGGAUGGUAGUCACAGUUGCUUCUGUUGUUGAGCCUUUUUUGUCAUCAAAACACAGAGAGGGCAUUUCUCAGGGCCCACCCGAGUUGAUUCCUGGUGCUCAUGUUGAUGUUAUGGUAGAGGGAAAGUUGGGUUUGAGGAAAGAUGAAGAUGGGGUUUUGGAUAAAGGCGCCCCUUGCUGGCUAAGUGCACAACUUAUUAGAUUGGUUGAUGUUCCUGUAUCUUCCCUUGCUCUUCAAUCACUUGUUGAAGCUUCUUCAGGCUCGAUGGACCAUGGAUGGGAGGUUGGUUGGUCUCUGGCCUCACAUGAGAGCGGUCCUCAGCCUUUUAUGGAUGUUGGCCAGACACAGACUGAGCAUGGAAAUGCUUCUACUGUGGAGAGCCAUAGACAUGCAAGGGGAGGAUCUAGCAAUCCAAGUAUUAUGGGCAGAUUGACCACAAGGGUUGCUAUUCUUGGUGUUUUCUUACAUUUGAAGGAUCUGCCCAACUUUAAAAUAUUGGCAUCAAGAAAAAGGGGGGAUUUUCUUUUAGCGGUGGGUUCUCCUUUCGGCAUCCUCUCACCUGUCCACUUCUUUAACAGCUUGUCAGUGGGAUCCAUUGCCAACUGCUAUCCUCCCAGAUCAUCUGACAUAUCAUUACUGAUGGCUGACUUUCGGUGUCUUCCAGGAAUGGAAGGUAGUCCAGUUUUUGGUGAAAAUUCAGAUUUCAUUGGUAUAUUGAUUAGACCAUUGAGGCAAAAGAGUACCGGCGCUGAAAUCCAGCUGGUGAUUCCGUGGGAAGCCAUUGCAACUGCUUGCAGUGACUUGCUGCUGAAGGAGCCUCAAAAUGCUGAAAAAGGGAUUCAUUUUAAUAAGGAAAACUUAAAUGCUGUAGGGAAUGCAUACAGCCCUAAGUCAGAUGGAUCCUUCCCUUACAAAUAUGAGCAUCAUAAUUCUCAUCGCCCUUCCCCACUGCCAGUUGAGAAGGCUAUGGCUUCUAUUUGUCUUAUUACCAUUGAUGAAGCUGUAUGGGCAUCUGGGGUUCUGCUUAACGAUCAAGGUCUGAUACUCACAAAUGCUCACCUGUUAGAACCUUGGAGAUUUGGGAAAACAACUGUAAAUGGUAGAGAAGAUGGAACCAAAUCAGAGGAUCUUUUUUUUCCACCCAAGGAAUUUUCUAGAUAUAGUGAAGUUGAUGGCUACAGGAAGAGUCAGAGGUUGCCACCAAAGACAAUGAACAUUGUGGAUUCUUUGGUGGCUGAUGAGAGGAAGGGAUACAAAUUGAGUUUGUCUUACAAAGGCAGUAGAAAUAUACGUGUUCGUUUGGACCAUGCUGACCCUUGGAUUUGGUGCGAUGCUAAAGUAGUGUAUGUUUGUAAGGGACCAUUGGAUGUUGCCCUUCUGCAGCUUGAGCAUGUUCCAGAUCAGCUUUGCCCUACCAAAGUGGAUUUCAAAUCUCCAUCUCUGGGAUCGAAGGCGUAUAUCAUUGGACAUGGACUUUUUGGACCCCGAUGUGACGGCCUACCCAAAGCCAAAGUGUCAUUUCAUGCACAUUCCAUCCCCCUCCACUUCUUAACUUGUUCUGGCUCUUCCCCCUCUGUUUGCUCCGGAGUGGUAUCAAAAGUAGUCAAAACAAAGGCACCCCCAUAUUGUCAAUCCCUUCAAGGAAGGAAUUCACACAUUCCAGCAAUGCUUGAAACAACAGCUGCUGUCCACCCAGGUGGUAGUGGUGGUGCUGUCAUUAAUUCAGAAGGUCAUAUGAUUGGACUUGUUACCAGCAAUGCAAGGCAUGGUGGAGGAACAGUUAUACCACAUCUGAACUUCAGCAUUCCAUGUGCAGUUUUGGCGCCUAUCUUUGAUUUUGCAAAAGAAAUGCGGGAUAUAGCACUUCUGCAAAAUCUUGACCAACCAAAUGAAGACCUUUCUUCUGUAUGGGCAUUAAUGCCACCUCUCCCCCCCAAACCAACCCCUCCUUUGUCUACUCUGCCAGAGUCAAUACUGCAAGAUAAUGAGAAACAAGUGAAGGGUUCUAGAUUUGCCAAAUUCAUUGCUGAAAGAGACAAGCUUUUUAGAGGGUCAACUCAACUAGGCAAGGCCGGGAGCAUUUCAAACGUGAUUUUCCCCAGUAAGUUAUGACAUUGCGAGCUGGAUAAGGAUGAACAUGUCAGGGGCAGGCUAAUGAAGAGUGGAUGGUUCAAGAAGCAUGCUCCUGCAAGUCGAGGAUUGUAACAUAAUAGAAAUUCAAAGGCAGCCAAAUAAUGUUGCUGUACACUAAACAGCACUAUCCCUCUCUGUUUUCUGUAUGCUAUUUAUGUUUUGUGAUUAGAAUUCCAAAUUUGAAAUUCUUUUUGUCAUAGUUCGAUUCAAUUUUAGGUCAGAGUUGCCCUAAACACCUCUUAUAUCAGUUGCAGGAAUUCCUUCAAUUUAUGUUCAUUUUCUCCGACAA
This is a messenger RNA of Populus trichocarpa (black cottonwood), 2785 nucleotides long. Its product is annotated as glyoxysomal processing protease, glyoxysomal. The transcript has 15 exons. The record is from RefSeq and is a predicted model, not a curated record. Gene Ontology annotation, molecular function: serine-type endopeptidase activity. Gene Ontology annotation, biological process: protein processing. NCBI's taxonomy places the organism in Eukaryota, Viridiplantae, Streptophyta, Magnoliopsida, Malpighiales, Salicaceae. The coding region runs from base 148 to 2475 and encodes 775 amino acids. Gene Ontology annotation, cellular component: peroxisome.